GAAAGAGAGGGAGGGAGAAAGACGGAGAGAGAGAGAGUGGGGGGACACCGCAGCAGGCAAGCCGACAAAGAGGAGCUGGCCGCCCGGCAACAUGAAGCUCAUCAACCCGUUGCAGCUGUCAGGCAGGAAGUGGCUCCUUCCGUGAUAGAUGGCAACCAUGGAGCUCAGAUAACUUCUUCCUCUUUUCUUCACCAAUCACUGCUCUGGAUCUGAUAUAACCAUGGGAACCUGGCGGGGUCUACGAGUGGCGUUCAUCGCAGGGUCUUUGUUCAUGAUCCUGGCGAUCAUCGUUUACUGGGAUGACGUCAGGGGCUUCAACCUCUACCCGCUGCAGGACCCCAAACACGAGUGGCCUCACUCUGAUUCUUACCCUCAGACGACGACUGCGGGCCCUUCACUUACUCCCCCGUCCACCAGCAAAGCAGUGACCACCACCACCACCUCCACCACCUCCGCAGUCCCUACCACCACCACCACCACAUCCAGCACCACACCUGAAGAGAAGGAGGAAGAGGAGGAGGAGGAGGAGGAGGAGGAGGGAAAGGAAACACAAGAGCAGAGGAAGGUGGAGACAAGGGAGGAUGAGGAAAAGGAAACAAGUAGUGCUUCUGUAUAUAACAGGGAACAGGAGGCGAGGAAGCAGAAGGUCAUGGAUGUGUGCUCAGGAAAGGAUUCGGAGGAAUUUCCCGGAAGGACUCGGCCAUUUGAGCAGAUUCCCAACAGGGAAUUGGAUCACUUAAUAGUGGAUGACACACACCAGAUUAUCUACUGCUACGUUCCCAAGGUAGCGUGCACCAACUGGAAGAGAGUGAUGGUGGUUCUGUCUCAGUCUCUGAUCUCGCCCUCCUCAGGAAAACCUUAUACUGACCCAGAGGCUGUUCCUCCUGACCUCGUACACAACUCGUCUCUGCACCUCACCUUUGCCAAGUUUUGGCGCCAUUACGGUUCACUAUCCCGCCACCUGAUGGCACUCAAGCUACAACACUACACCAAGUUUCUGUUUGUACGAGACCCUUUUGUACGUCUCAUCUCUGCCUUCAGGAACAAGUUUGGAAGGCCCAAUGAAGACUUCUACCGGCAGUUUGGUUCAGUCAUGCUGCGUCGUUAUGGUAACGUGUCUGGGAGUUUGCCAGAAACUGCAGCAGAGGCGUUUGCAGCAGGAAUCAAACCAACCUUUCAGCAGUUUAUCACAUACCUGCUGGAUCCAGAGACGGAGAAGGAGAGUAUCUUCAAUGAACACUGGCGGCAGGUUUACCGACUGUGCCAUCCAUGCCAGGUGAAGUAUGAUUUCAUUGGGAGAUUAGAAACCCUGGAAACAGACGCAGAGCACCUAUUGAAACUUCUGGAAGUGGAUCAUCUACUACACUUCCCUUCUGGGGCUCGAAACCGAACUGCAGCCAGCUGGGAAAGGGACUGGUUUGCACAGAUUCCCAUUAAUAUGAGGAGAGAACUGUACAAGCUGUACGAACCAGACUUUGAGCUGUUUGGCUAUCCCAAACCUGACAGCGUGCUCCACAAGUAGACCACAAACACAGCCAAAGGCCUGGGCGCUGCACUGUGUGUAGAGCCCACACCUCACCUAUCUGCACACAGCCAACAUAUGCCUUUUAAAGUUAAUGCUGUUUAUUUCAUUUUUGUUCUUACCUCAAAUGACAGAAGUGCCUGCCAGUAUUAUUUUAUUCUCUUCAUCAAUCUGUCUCAGUUUGUCAUCCUUUCAUUUGUGAAGCACACUCAUGUACACGCUACUUAAUCACAGUCUGUUUGCCUCAUGUUAAAGCACUUUGAACAGUAUUUUGACAGGUCAUGAGGAAAGGACUGGGGUUAGUUGUUGCCUGACAUUUCUGAAGGGACAUAAU
Molecule: messenger RNA, 1856 nt
Organism: Scomber japonicus (chub mackerel)
Lineage: Eukaryota; Metazoa; Chordata; Actinopteri; Scombriformes; Scombridae
Product: carbohydrate sulfotransferase 12-like
Exons: 7
Coding region: 221-1522 (433 amino acids)
Biological process (GO): carbohydrate biosynthetic process; proteoglycan biosynthetic process
Cellular component (GO): membrane
Molecular function (GO): sulfotransferase activity
Source: RefSeq, a predicted model, not a curated record